This is a messenger RNA of Benincasa hispida (wax gourd), 1356 nucleotides long. It is a transcript of the gene EPC1, whose product is annotated as Nucleotide-diphospho-sugar transferases superfamily protein. The record is from RefSeq and is a predicted model, not a curated record. Gene Ontology annotation, molecular function: glycosyltransferase activity. NCBI's taxonomy places the organism in Eukaryota, Viridiplantae, Streptophyta, Magnoliopsida, Cucurbitales, Cucurbitaceae. Gene Ontology annotation, cellular component: membrane.
UAUCAGUUAUGAGUAACCAUUUUAACCUAAAUUAUAACAUACCCAAAUUACAAUUACAGUUCUUCAUCCCAACAUGUCUACUUUUUCCCUUCCGCCAUGGAAUUCCACGUCAACACCCGCCGUCUAAAUUCCGCAACCGCCACUCUUCUUUCACUUUUUCCUGAUCGGAUUAUCUAUCCAGAUCGGCCGACGCUGGCCGCGUCGCCGGAAUGAUUCAUCGGGAAUGAGUUCUGUGUGACUUUCGCCGCCGGAAUGAGAGGGAGGUCUUUACGACGUCCGGUGAUGAUUCAACGGCUUUGGCAAGUCGCCGUCACGAUCAAGAUCAAGCUUCUUCUGUGUUGUUGCAUUGGACUCGCCGUCAUCCUCUUCACCGCCCGCGCCUCCGAUCUCAUGGGAUGGACGUCUGACGACGGCGCUUCGGCGCUCCGAUACUCUACGCCGCGGAAACGUUAUGCAAUUCUAAUGAACACAUGGAAGCGUUAUGAUCUUUUAAAGAAGUCAAUUUCUCACUACACAACAUGUUUGGGAGUUGAGUCCAUACAUAUUGUAUGGAGUGAACCAGCUCCUCCUCCUGUUUCUUUGGUAAGUUUUCUGCAAGGGACGGCGAAGGCGAAUUCCCGAGACGGUCGAGAAGCCGAGCUGAGAUUUGAAAUGAAUGAAGAAGAUAGUUUGAACAAUAGGUUCAAGGAAAUAAAGGGAUUGAAAACAGAAGCCAUAUUUUCAGUAGAUGAUGAUGUUAUAUUUGGUUGUUCUACUUUGGAGUUUGCUUUUAGUGUUUGGCAAAGUGCCCCUCAGACUAUGGUUGGCUUUGUUCCUCGCAUGCAUUGGAUUGAUCGCUCGAAGGGAGAAAUGGGGAGAUUUAGAUAUGGAGGAUGGUGGUCAGUUUGGUGGACUGGUACUUACAGCAUGGUGCUUUCAAAAGCUGCAUUUUUCCACUCUAAAUAUUUGAGUAUUUACACUAACCAUAUGCCUUCUUCCAUCAGAGAUUAUAUUACCAAAAACAGGAACUGUGAAGACAUUGCAAUGUCUUUUCUUGUUGCUAAUGUUAGUGGUGCUCCACCCGUCUGGGUCCAAGGUAAGAUAUAUGAAAUAGGGUCGAGUGGAAUUAGUAGCUUAGGAGGUCACAGUGAAAGAAGGAGCCAAUGUUUGAAUAUAUUUGUUGAAGAAUAUGGUGGAAUUAUGCCUUUGCUACCUUCAACUCUCAAGGCUGUUGAUAGUCGUCAAUUUUGGUCUUGGUAAAAAAUCAUCCAUCCCAAUUUUCAUUACUAACUUUUACUUUUUACUUCUCUUUUUCUCUUUUCAAUCAAGGAAGAACAUUAUCAUUUAGUUUUUACUCUCACUUGGAUGUACAUUUUU